Eublepharis macularius is the source of this 504-nucleotide messenger RNA. Its product is annotated as phospholipase A2 inhibitor NAI-like. The coding region runs from base 1 to 504 and encodes 167 amino acids. Lineage: Eukaryota; Metazoa; Chordata; Lepidosauria; Squamata; Eublepharidae. The record is from RefSeq and is a predicted model, not a curated record. The transcript has 6 exons.
AUGGAGGCUCUCCUGGAAAUCUUCCUCUUCUCUCUGCUUGUGACUUUAGGAACCUCUUUGCAAUGUGAAACUUGCAGUGCUGUUGGCAAGAGCUGCUCAGGCCUCCCGAUGACUUGUUCUGCCAGCCAUGACACUUGUUCUUUUUCUUUGGCUGAAACCUCAAUAGUUGGACACGGGGGGGAAAUUCUCUGUUGCACGGGUCUCUCCUGUGCAUUGGCUUCUCCUCAAUUGCCACCGAUCAACGCCACGGCCAAUGGAAAGCAAUGCCCAGGCUGCUAUUCUUUUGCAGGUUCAUGCGUUCCAGAGGUGGCGUAUUGUACUGGCUCUGAGAACUACUGUUUUGAUGCCCUUAUACAUAAGUAUGAUGGCUCAUUUCGGGCUGAAUCAGGCCCACACAGGGGCAUGAUUCAGCCCUUUGGUGAGUGCGGGAGCACUCCCGGGCUGCCCUUCAACCUGCGUGAUGACAUCACUUCCUGGAGAGAUGCUGAAGCCUCCAUAGGGUAA